CUCUCUUCCAAAAAUGCAAGCCAAACCAGUCACAUUCCCUCCUCCUCCUCCUCCUUCUCUAAUUCCCUCCACAAAAUCACCUCCGGCGAACCAACCUCCAUUAUCUCCGGCCACCACCGUGCCCAGAGCAAUAUCAAUAACUACGCCAGAUACUCGAGUUUCAAUCCCGAUGCCGGUGCCGGUGCCAGUGCCGGUGCCUCCAACCAUAGAGCUUGAUGAUUCUAUAGCAGCCUUUUGGGAUUACCAAUUCUUAUUUGUUUCCCAACGCCAAGAGACGACGCAACCGGUAACUCUACGCGCAGUAGACGGGGCGAUACCGGCCGACUUCCCGUCGGGAACGUAUUAUUUGACCGGACCGGGGCUUUUCUCCGACGACCACGGCUCGACGGUGCAUCCGUUAGACGGUCAUGGAUACUUGAGAGCGUUCAGCAUCGAUAAUGCGAGUAAGAAAGUGAAAUAUAUGGCCAAGUACGUGAAAACGGAGGCUCAGGUGGAGGAGCAUGAUCCCAAGACUGACACGUGGCGGUUUACUCAUAGGGGCCCAUUUUCCGUGUUGAAAGGUGGGAGGAAGGUUGGGAAUACUAAGGUUAUGAAGAAUGUGGCUAAUACUAGCGUUCUCAGGUGGGGAGACAAACUACUGUGUUUCUGGGAAGGCGGGGAUCCUUAUGAGAUCGAAUCUGGUACGUUGGAUACUGUCGGACGGUUCAACAUGAUGGACGGCUAUGAUUCGAAGCCGGCUAAGAACAACCUCGAUGGCGAUGCAUGGGAACUCGCCGCCGGCCUCUUGAAGCCUAUUUUGUAUGGAGUGUUUAAGAUGCCCCCGAGGAGGCUUUUGUCGCAUUAUAAGGUGGAUCAGAGCAGGAACAGGCUGCUUACGGUGUCAUGCAACGCAGAGGAUAUGCUUCUCCCACGAAGCAAUUUCACAUUUAGCGAAUACGAUUCGGAGUUCAAGUUAGUACAGAAACAAGAGUUCAAGAUUCCAGACCAGUUGAUGAUCCACGAUUGGGCCUUCACCGACUCCCACUAUAUUAUAUUUGCCAAUCGCAUCAAACUCGAUGUGCUAGGCUCAAUGGGAGCAGUGUGUGGAGUAUCGCCAAUGAUAUCAGCACUGACAGUGAACCCAAGUCACCCCACAUCGCCUAUUUAUUUGCUGCCUCGCUUCCCCAAUUCUUCUUCCACUAGAGACUGGACCCUUCCCAUUCAUGCCCCUUCUCAACUCUGGCUCCUCCACGUGGCCAACGCCUUUCAGGUCAUUUCCGGUGAUUCUGAGGGCACUUUCGACAUUCAGAUCCAAGCCGCCGCCUGCUCUUACCGAUGGUUCAAUUUCCGAAACCUUUUCGGAUACAAUUGGCAACGACAGAAGCUUGACCCUUCGAUUAUGAAUGUGAAAGAUGGCGAAAACGAGUUACCUCAUCUCGUUCAGGUAUCAAUAAAGCUAGAUGGGGAUGAGAAAUGCGAGGAAUGCAGCGUGAAGCGGGUGAAAGAGUGGGAAAAGUCGUCAGAUUUUCCGGUAAUAAAUCCAGCAUUUUCCGGGAAAAAGAACAGAUAUGUUUAUGCAGCAACCACAUUAGGAAGUAGGAAAGCACUGCCACAUUUCCCAUUUGAUGCGGUGGUGAAGUUGGAUUUAUCAAGUGGUUGCGUCCAAACUUGGUCUGUUGGAAGUCGCAGAUUUGUUGGUGAACCCAUCUUUGUCCCCAAAACUACUUGUGCUGAAGAAGAAGACGAUGGAUACCUGCUUGUGGUAGAGUACGCAGUUGCAAUGCAGAGAUGUUAUCUGGUAAUCCUAAAUCCAAAGAAGAUUGGAGCAGGCAAUGCGGUUGUGGCCAGACUAGAAAUCCCAAAGCAUUUGAAUUUCCCUCUUGGUUUUCAUGGAUUUUGGGCCCCUGAGAAUAAUUUUUAAUUUCAUU
Messenger RNA from Neltuma alba, 1907 nucleotides. RefSeq names its product carotenoid cleavage dioxygenase 7, chloroplastic-like. The transcript has 7 exons. Gene Ontology annotation, cellular component: chloroplast stroma. Gene Ontology annotation, biological process: carotene catabolic process. Bases 14 to 1900 code for a protein of 628 amino acids. NCBI's taxonomy places the organism in Eukaryota, Viridiplantae, Streptophyta, Magnoliopsida, Fabales, Fabaceae. The record is from RefSeq and is a predicted model, not a curated record. Gene Ontology annotation, molecular function: 9-cis-epoxycarotenoid dioxygenase activity.